Messenger RNA from Moneuplotes crassus, 657 nucleotides. Lineage: Eukaryota; Ciliophora; Spirotrichea; Euplotida; Euplotidae. The record is from the annotation of a GenBank genome assembly.
CUAAAAAUGGAUUUGUUAAGAAUUUUGAAGUUUAUAAUUAGGCUAUUUAUUGUAUUGGUGGUGGUCAAUGCUGCAGUCAGAAUUAUUGCAGAGCAUCAUGAUCCAGACAAUAACAAGCUUAUUACGAACAGAUUCAAACACAGACUUGAGAUUAUGAAUAACAUAACCAGUAGUGCCUACUCUUCGCUGGCUUCUAGACUAAACCUUCCUCCAAUUCCUAUGAUGGAGGACUUUUCAGUAUGAAUUCUAACCAAUUCUGAACGUAUUCUCUUAACAUUCGCAUACUUACAGAUUUUUCUAUGAGGAUGAGUGGUCGUGAACACCAGGAAAGGAGCGAUUUUACUUAACUUGAGCUUGAUCUUAAUGGGCAUGUUUUCACUCAAUUUCUCGUUCUUUUAUCAAACUAGAGGUGAUGAAGAGGCUAAAGAUCAGAGUGGUGAAGAAUCUGAAGACCCCAGAGAAUUAUUGAUAUUCAUGAUCUUGUUCUUCACAAUGGAAAUAAUAGGAAGUUUACACAUGAAAGACUCCCAAUCGAUUCCUGGGUUGACACCAAUGCUCGAGAAGGAACCUAAGAAGAUCAGAAGAGUUAACAGAGAGAUUCAUAAAAACUCAAAGUUCAGGAAGGAACAGAGAAAGAACAAGUUUAGAGAGAAUUAA